CAGGACGUCCUCAGAAGUUAAGCAAAGCCCUCCUCCUCCGGGCCCCCCAUCCCAAUUUCUGCAGGGAGCUCUGCCGGGAAUUCAGAGCCUACCCGGCGCGGACCCGGAAGCUGGGAGGCGGCGGGGCCGGUGCGUGCCGCAGAGGACGAGGUUUCAAGAUGCUGCGAGGACAUAGGACCAAAGUGGGCAGGCUGGGGCUCAGCCUCUCCAAAGGGGUUCACCACCGAGCUGUGAUGGCCCUGAGGAGGGAGGAUGUGAACGCCUGGGAGAGGAGGGCCCCUCUGGCUCCCCGGCACAUCAAAGGGAUCACCAACCUGGGAUACAAGGUCUUAAUACAGCCUUCCAAUCGGCGGGCCAUUCAUGAUAAGGAAUAUGUCAAAGCUGGUGGCAUUCUUCAAGAGGAUAUUUCUGAAGCUUGUCUAAUUUUGGGUGUUAAAAGACCCCCAGAGGAAAAGUUAAUGUCCAAGAAGACUUACGCAUUUUUCUCACACACAAUAAAGGCUCAGGCAGCCAAUAUGGGCUUGUUGGAUGAGAUUCUAAAACAGGAAAUCCGACUUAUUGAUUAUGAGAAAAUGGUGGAUCAUAGAGGAGUACGGGUAGUGGCAUUUGGACAGUGGGCAGGUGUGGCAGGAAUGAUCAACAUUUUACAUGGAAUGGGUUUAAGGCUCCUUGCUUUGGGACAUCACACACCUUUUAUGCACAUUGGCAUGGCUCACAACUAUAGGAACAGCAGUCAGGCUGUUCAAGCUGUCCGCGAUGCUGGUUAUGAAGUAUCUCUGGGUUUGAUGCCAAAGUCAAUAGGUCCCUUAACGUUUGUGUUUACAGGGACUGGUAAUGUAUCUAAGGGAGCCCAGGAAAUCUUCAAUGAAUUACCUUGUGAAUAUGUGGAGCCACAUGAAUUAAAAGAAGUUUCCCAAGCUGGAGACUUGAGAAAAGUAUAUGGGACGGUGUUAAGUCGCCAUCAUCAUCUUGUCAGGAAAGCAGAUGGUGUAUAUGAUCCUGUAGAGUAUGACAAAUAUCCUGAGCGCUACAUAAGUCGUUUUAAUACUGAUAUUGCACCCUAUACAACUUGUUUAAUUAAUGGAAUCUACUGGGAACAAAACACCCCCCGUCUACUAACUCGCCAAGAUGCUCAGAGUCUCCUGGCUCCAGGCAAGUCCUCGGUUGCUGGUGUUGAAGGCUGCCCUGCGUUGCCACACAAGCUUGUGGCAAUAUGUGACAUCUCAGCUGACACAGGAGGAUCCAUAGAGUUUAUGACUGAGUGUACAACAAUAGAGCGUCCCUUUUGCAUGUAUGAUGCAGACCAACAUAUUAUUCAUGACAGUGUUGAAGGGUCUGGGAUCCUGAUGUGUUCCAUUGACAAUCUGCCGGCACAGCUCCCAAUUGAAGCUACAGAAUACUUUGGAGACAUGCUUUUCCCUUACGUGGAAGAAAUGAUAUUGUCAGAUGCAACUCAGCCUCUUGAAAGUCAGAAUUUUUCUCCUGUGGUGCGAGAUGCAGUGAUUACAUCCAAUGGUAUGUUGCCUGAUAAGUAUAAAUAUAUCCAGAAACUCCGAGAGAGCAGGGAACAUGCUCAGUCACUUUCAAUGGGCACCAAGAAAAAGGUCUUGGUUCUUGGAACUGGUUAUGUAUCUGAGCCUGUAUUGGAAUACCUGUCGAGAGAUGACAAUAUAGAAGUAACAGUAGGCUCUGACCUGAAGAAUCAAAUUGAGCAGUUAGGCAAGAAAUAUAAAAUUAAUUCUGUCAUCAUGGACAUUGGUAAACAAGAGAAGGAGUUGGGCUCCUUGGUGGCAACGCAGGAUCUUGUCAUUAGCUUGCUGCCGUAUGUAUUGCACCCCCUUGUGGCCAAGGCCUGCAUCACAAGCAAAGUUAACAUGAUCACUGCAAGUUACAUCACUCCAGCAUUAAAAGACUUGCAAAAGAGUGUGGAAGAUGCUGGCAUCACAGUCAUUGGUGAAUUGGGGUUGGACCCUGGUCUCGAUCAUAUGUUGGCAAAGGAAACAAUAGAUAAGGCCAGAGAAGUGGGAGCCACGAUUGAAUCUUAUAUUUCCUACUGUGGUGGGCUUCCAGCCCCUGAAUAUUCAGACAAUCCUUUGAGAUACAAAUUUAGCUGGAGUCCAGUGGGCGUCCUGAUGAACGUAAUGCAGCCUGCCACCUAUCUGCUCAAUGGAAAGGUCGUGAAUACUGCCGGUGGGGUCUCCUUUCUUGAUGCUGUUACUCCCAUGGAUUACUUCCCGGGAUUGAAUUUGGAGGGCUACCCUAACAGAGACAGUACAAGAUACGCUGAGAUUUAUGGCAUUCCGUCUGCUCACACUUUGUUGCGGGGGACACUGAGAUACAAGGGAUAUGCAAAAGCCUUGAAUGGAUUUGUAAAAUUGGGUCUUAUUAACAGAGAUGCAUUUCCUGCCCUUCAACCUGAGGCCAGCUCUCUCACCUGGAAAGAACUCCUCUGUGGUCUAGUUGGCAUUUCACCCUCCUCCAAGCACAAUGUGCUCAAGGAAGCUGUCCUUAAGAAACUAGGAGGUGACAAUACCCAGCUGGAGGCUGCUGAAUGGUUGGGCUUGCUUGGUGAUGAACAAGUCCCUCGGGCAGGGUCUAUAGUGGAUGCACUCUCCAAGCAUUUGGCCAUGAAACUCUCCUAUGGCCCUGGAGAGAAAGAUAUGAUUGUGAUGAGAGACAGCUUUGGAAUCAGGCAUCCUUCUGGACAUUUAGAAAAUAAAACGAUUGAUCUUGUGGUUUAUGGGGAUGUCAAUGGCUUUUCAGCUAUGGCUAAAACCGUGGGGUUACCCACCGCUAUGGCAGCCAGGAUGUUGCUCGAUGGUGAAAUUCAAGCUAAAGGCCUGAUGGGGCCCUUUUCAAAAGAGAUCUAUGGACCAAUAUUGGAGCGAAUUAAAGCGGAAGGCAUUACAUAUACUACGAAGAGCACUGUCACAUCAUAAUUGAGAAUUGUAUUUUGUUCUUAUCUUCCUGGGCAAUGCAGCUCUGGACAUUUGUGCAACAAACAUGCUUGCUAAUGUGCUGUUUUAAAUUAUAAACCAUGACGUGUUUUUAAUCAGUCAAUAUAAUGGUGUUUUUGAAAUAUAAACCUCUAUUUUAAUAUGAAAACAUUUGGAACAGGAGAUGCCAGUGAUUACCAGAGAACUUUAAUAAUUCUACAUAUAUUUUUUUCAUGUGUAUGUAAAGAGUGAUAAUGAUUGUGCUAUUUGUUAAUUUAUUGUACAACCUUUUUCUUACAAAAAUAUAUUUUCCUAUGAUCAGGAGAUCGUUUGAUCUAAAUUUUUUUCUAAGAAGAAAUUUCCUCAUGUGGCUAUAUUUUUGUACUUCUCAAAUUGAUUCAUUUAGAUACUUUUAGAUCACCUAUCUAUAAACCUUUGCAGUAAUGCCAUUUUAUGCCUUUUUUGUAAAAUUAUGACUUAUUUAGUAAAUUACAUUUCUUAUAGUUUUCUCUUGAGUGUUUGCAAAAGGGAAUAGGUAAAAUUAAAUAAAAACCCAUAUGAUUACCUCAACAGGCACAGAAAAAACAUUUAACAAAUUUCAAAAUCUUUCAUGAAAAAACCUCAAUAAACUAGGAAUAAAAUAGAACUUCUUCAAUCCAAUAUAGAGCAUCUGUGAAAAACCUGUAACUAGCCUCAUACUUAAUGAUGAAAGACUGAAAGGUUUUACCCCUAAAAUAUACACAAGACAAGGAUGUCUGCUUUUGCUACUUCAACUUGUACUGGAAAGUCUAGCCUGAGUGAUUAGGCUAUAAAAUGAAAUAAAAGACACUCAGAUUGGAAAGGAGGAAGUAAGCUCUCUCUCUUCAUUGAUGGUAUGAUUUCACAUAUCAAAGUACAAAAAUGCUCUAAGAAAACAUUAGAAAUAACACAUAUUAAAAUAGAGAUUUAUAUUUCAAAUCAAAAUCAAGUUUGCUAUCUUAAUCUAAGAAAACAAAUUUGUAAUAAUGUAAAAAAGAAUAAAAUAGGAAUAGGUUGAAAACAGAAAUAAUCCUCACAUUUAUGGUUAACUGAAUUUUGAACAGGGCGUUAAAACAAUUCAGUGGAAGAAAAUGAUCUUCAUGAUGGUGCUGGAACAACAGGAUAUCUACAUGCAAAAGAAUUGCCGGAUCCCAACUUCACAGCACAUAUAAAAAUUAAAUCAAAAUGAACCAAAGACCUAAAUUUAAGAGCAAACCUGAUAAAGUUUUUAGAAGAAAUCAUAAGCAUACAUUUUGAAAAUCUUGGAUAAGGCAAUGAUUUCAAAUGAAACCAGAAGUUACUAAGCAACAAAAAGAAAAAAAAAACC
Messenger RNA from Manis pentadactyla (Chinese pangolin), 4281 nucleotides. RefSeq names its product aminoadipate-semialdehyde synthase (gene AASS). The record is from RefSeq and is a predicted model, not a curated record. Gene Ontology annotation, cellular component: cytoplasm. The transcript is spliced from 24 exons. NCBI's taxonomy places the organism in Eukaryota, Metazoa, Chordata, Mammalia, Pholidota, Manidae. Gene Ontology annotation, molecular function: saccharopine dehydrogenase activity. Bases 159 to 2939 code for a protein of 926 amino acids.